Messenger RNA from Rotaria socialis, 921 nucleotides. The record is from the annotation of a GenBank genome assembly. Lineage: Eukaryota; Metazoa; Rotifera; Eurotatoria; Philodinida; Philodinidae.
AUGCCAGAUCAUCGUCGAUCUAGUACUCGAAAAUGUGUAACAAGACGUCAGAUACCUUCAAAUUCUUUAUUAUCCGUUUCUACUCAGAUUCAAAAUGAUAUUAAAACAACAAAUGAAAUUCGUAAAAGAAAUCAUAAAAAAAUAUCUGAUACAACUGUAUUUACUACAAGCCAUGGAUCUCCAAAUAUUGAUAAUUCUUUAAUUACACUACAAGGAAAAAAACGAGCUCGAUUAGAUUCUGUACCAUCUAGGACAUUAAAUCAAAAGAAAAAAAAAGAAAUCGUAUAUGAUGACGAUGAUGAUGACGAUGAAGUUGAAGUAAUUUCAUCAAAAGACGAAUCUAUACAAAUAACAGAAGUAGAUCGAUGUGCUAUUUGUUUGGAUGAUUGUACCGAACCGAAAAAACUUAAUAAAUGUAGUCAUAUAUUCUGUAGAACUUGUAUUGAUCGUUAUUUCGAAACAAUCAAACCUCAGUGCCCAUGCUGUUUCACUAUUUAUGGGGAAAUUCGUGGAAAUCAGCCAACCAAUGGUACCAUGACGAUUGAUACAUCUAAACAUCGUCUACUCGGCUUUGAACAUGAUUCACGUGGUACUAUUAGAAUAACAUAUCAUUUUCCUCAUGGAAUUCAAGAUGAGAGUCAUCCUAAUCCAGGUAUGCCAUAUUAUGGAACAACUCGUCAAGCGUAUUUGCCUGAUAAUCGUGAAGGUCGUCAAGUACUUGCUUUAUUGCAAAGAGCUUUUGAAUUGAGACAAACCUUUACCGUUGGUCAAUCUCGAACAACAGGUUAUGAUAAUGUCAUUACUUGGAAUGAUAUUCAUCAUAAAACAAGUAUUAAUGGUGGAGUAGAAAAUUUUGGCUAUCCUGAUAAGACUUAUCUUAAUCGGGUUCGACAAGAAUUAGCAGCCAAAGGUGUUAAAUAA